Messenger RNA from Amphiprion ocellaris (clown anemonefish), 2410 nucleotides. RefSeq names its product ras-related C3 botulinum toxin substrate 1-like. The coding region runs from base 315 to 893 and encodes 192 amino acids. Lineage: Eukaryota; Metazoa; Chordata; Actinopteri; Pomacentridae. Gene Ontology annotation, biological process: cortical cytoskeleton organization; establishment or maintenance of cell polarity; regulation of cell shape. Gene Ontology annotation, cellular component: cytoplasmic vesicle; dendritic spine; cytoskeleton. Gene Ontology annotation, molecular function: GTPase activity; protein kinase binding; GTP binding. The record is from RefSeq and is a predicted model, not a curated record. The transcript has 6 exons.
GAAGCUAACUUCAUUUUUUUCUUAGGGGUGGUGGCCGCUGUUUUGCUUCAUAGUUCCCACAGAUCAGCCCACGAAAGCAUGGGAAUGUCGCGAGGGAGUUUCUGAGAAAACUUGUGUUAAAGUGCGAGAUAAGUUGCUGUAAGUCUCCCCACGGGCUUCUUCCACAUCCCCGGAGCUCCGCCGCGACACCGAAGGCCGUUAGCGAGCCGCUGUCGGAACGUUUCUCCAGCGAGCAGCGCCGGACAAAGAAAAAAGACACUUGAGCUAACGUUAGCUGGCUCCCGGGCUAACAGCAUUCCUCCAGCCGCGGCGCAAUGCAGGCCAUAAAGUGUGUUGUUGUCGGAGACGGAGCUGUGGGUAAGACCUGUCUGCUCAUCAGCUACACCACCAAUGCCUUCCCUGGAGAGUACAUCCCCACAGUGUUCGACAACUACUCCGCCAAUGUUAUGGUGGACGGGAAGCCGGUGAACCUGGGCCUUUGGGAUACAGCAGGACAAGAAGACUAUGACAGACUCCGCCCACUUUCCUACCCACAGACGGAUGUGUUUCUCAUCUGCUUUUCGCUUGUGAGUCCUGCCUCGUUCGAAAACGUCCGUGCCAAGUGGUACCCUGAGGUGAGACACCACUGUCCCAACACUCCCAUUAUCCUUGUGGGCACCAAGCUGGAUCUGAGAGAUGACAAGGACACCAUGGAGAAACUGAAGGAGAAGAAGCUCUCUCCCAUCACCUAUCCCCAAGGACUGGCCAUGGCCAAAGAGAUUGGUUCCGUCAAGUACCUGGAGUGCUCAGCCCUGACUCAGCGUGGCCUUAAAACUGUGUUCGACGAGGCCAUCCGGGCCGUCCUGUGCCCUCCACCCGUCAAGAAGAACCGGAGGAAGUGCAGCCUCCUCUAAGAUUGCCUCCACUGGAACAGCUACAGGUGGUGAGGGUGGCUAGAGAUACAGGAGAAACACACCAGUAUACACACAAAAACCAUGUACUUCAGAUUCUGUCCUUCCAUAAGUGUAGCUACAACAGUUCUACCAACCGUUUCCAUGAAAAAUUCAGCCUAGAGUCAGAUUUAGGAGAAGGGGUUGGACUAUUAGAGACCCUAGUUCUUUCCUAACCAUGUAUACUGUAUAGACAGGACUAUGAAUUUCUUGAGGCCUUCUAAAAUGGAUUGGAUGUUUUGUAAAACGGACCGUGGAAUGUCUUCAAUUUAUUCUUCCACUGGUUGUCCACCUUUUUUUGUUUACAGUCCUAGUUGUUUGUUUUGAGUGGAAGAAAAAUUUUGCCAAAUACAUCCUGCACAAACGCUGUAUUUUAGCCGAAAAGAAAAACCUUUUGUUCAUUUGUCUCGAACCUUCAAAACACAGCCGACAGUUUGCUGUUGAGACCUGCUGUUCGUUCAGCUCCCAGAUCGACGGCAUUCUCACGUCCCAAGUUCACGUUCUCUUUGCGACGGCAGUUGUGUCAUCGCGCUGUCCGCAAGGAGCUCGAAGUAACCAUCUGUGAAGUUCUUAUUGCCUCGAAUGACUGUUCAUGUACCAUAACCUCUUUGCCAGUAGUCAGUUUUCAGUCCCAGUACGAUUCAUGUUCAUUGAUUCUCACGGAUCGAAUGACGCCUGAAAGAUACUGAAAAUCCAGACUGGAAGAAGGUCUGCAGACACCAACAGUGCUAUUAACCCCCUGAAAAAUCUAAAAGUGUUUUAUGCAUUUGGCUCCAAUUGGACCCGUCACGUUUUAUGGUAUUUUUCUUUCCCCCAGAAGUGUGUCGACUGUAAAAGCUGCCCAGGAGUGCAAAUCUGAAAACUUGAUGACAAAUGGGAUCAGAAAUGUUGAGGUGUUUUGGUGAUGGGGAACAAGAGCACCUUUAAUGCUCUGUGGGCAUUUAUCAGAAACCUUUUUGUGCAGCACAUUUUACUUUCUUUAGCAUCACUACUGGCUGAGCAGUGUCACUAAGAAGAGCAUCUAUGCCUGCUAAUAACAGUAACAAAGCUACUGUCGGUUAUGGUGUAGUAAACCGUGUACUCAUCUUUUUGUUAUAAUCGUGAUUUGACUAUUUUGUAUCUUUCUUCACAGAAGUUACACUCACUCACUGUAUUGUUAAACUAACACUAUGAAUAUCCUUUUGUUUAUUACCUCUACAGUUAACGCUACCUUAAUCUCCCUACAAGCCUAGCUUUUUGUAAUUAAUGCUGACAGCAUGUAUGUGCAUCAUAUACUGAAAACUUAAGAUUAGAAUUGCUACAGUUAUAUUUUUUGCCUAUUUACAAAAUGUAUUUGAACUACUAGAUCAGGGGUUAAGUUCAUCGGUAUUGUACUCAGACAUCAAGCUGUGCUUUAAUUCAAGCCAAUGUUGUGACUCUUUAGUUUUAUGGAUAAAAGCUAUUGUCACUUUUUGAAAGCCAAUAAAUUCCUGUAAAACAGA